GCAUUGAUCAGCUUUGGCACCUCGUUCGCUCGCCCCUAAUUCUACAUUUUUAGGCUGUGCAUCCCUUAAACUAUUUUUCAAGCAUCAAGAAAUUUCUUGGCAUCCUUCCAAAAACAACAUUCUUUUAUUGACAAGUGUUUCAGCUGCCAACAUGGUUCCUAUCAACUUGCUCUACACGCUCCUUCCUAACAACGCUUCUGCCACCGCCAACCCUUUUUUCAGGAUGUCCCCCACCGAUAAGGAUCGCUUGAACGAUCUAUGCGCAUGGAGAUUGACAGAUUAUGAUGAGUUUGGACAAAGAGCGCUCAACGCCAACGAUGGAUGGGCUUCUGGCACUCGCCACAAAAAGAAUUACCCCAUGGCAACAGCUCUUAUACAUCUUAUGGAAAUUUCUAGAAAAACAUUGCGGCAUUUGUGGGAGUUUUCUUCGUCGUGGUCGGAUUACAUCCGGGUAUACCGUGUAUGCACAAUUACCGAAGGCGUAGACGGUGCAAGACAUCAAAUGACCUUGAAUGAGGAUUGCCUGAUGGCCAUCUUCCCAGGAGCAGGAAUGUGA
This is a messenger RNA of Pyricularia oryzae 70-15, 556 nucleotides long. RefSeq lists its product as uncharacterized. The transcript has 4 exons. The record is from RefSeq and is a predicted model, not a curated record. Bases 152 to 556 code for a protein of 134 amino acids. Lineage: Eukaryota; Fungi; Ascomycota; Sordariomycetes; Magnaporthales; Pyriculariaceae.